CAAGUGGGUGCCUGCUCCUGUGCUGGAGGAGGCUCUCAGGGGUCUGUGGUCACAGUAUGAUUGCCUUUUACACAGGGAUGGAGGACCCCGGGGACCAGAGCAAUGUGGAUGCACCUGAGGCCCUCAGUCCCAUGAGGAAAGAGUUCAGGAGGACCUGGGGCAUCCGAAGGACCAUGAUCACACAGUGGGAGGGCUCUGGGGACACCGAGGUGGACCUUGACUGGCAGCAGCCACUCAACCCCUCCCUGCAACUUCACAGGAGGUGGCCAAAGCACCCCCAGCAGGUCAGAGAGCCCCAGAGCACAGGCUGGUGGCAUGGAGGGAACCAUGUGGCUGUGUCCCUGGAGGGUUCCCGAGAGCCAGCAUCCUGCCCAGGGUCUCCUGUGCACAGCGCCCUGGAAGGGCACAGUGAGAGCAGCUCUGAGAGGAAGAGUGGACCAGCACCUGGCUCUGAGUGUGUGAAACCUAGAGGCCGGGAUGAGCAGGGUGACACUGCCGACAGUGACAGUGAUAGCUUCACUGUGGAGGGACUUCAGAAUCUCCUCCCAAGGAAGCCAGAGCAAGAACCAGCAGAAAGGGCCCCAAAGGGUGGCUGCAGUAACCCGCGGAAACCAACUUGGGAGGAGGAGCCCACCAAAGGCAUGGAACUCCAGGCAGGCAGUGCCAGCUUCAAGGAGCCACCAUGCAGGCAGGACCCCGAGGCUGCUCAAGGAUCUGACUGAGUGUGUGAAUUGGAGGCAGCAAUGGUUCAGGGACCUGGAGACAAAGACCCCUGGGCCCUGGGCAAGCCUUGGCCUGAGUGUGAGGUUUCCAACCCCUUCCGUAUCUGCCACCAGCCUCAUAGCAACAGGUUGAUGAUCUGCCCUGACGGCUGUGAGGAGUGGUUCCAUGUUGACUGUGUGGGGAUUUUUGAGGCUCGGGGAUGGCUCUUGGAGAGGAAUGGGGCUGAUCAUGUUGACCUGAACUGCACCAACCUGCAAGCACAGGAGGAGAGGAUGUCAGAAGCCACUGAUGACCAGGAGCCUGGAUGCAAAUCCAGAGGUGCUGGCAACACACAGGACAAGAGCAGAGGGCCACAUCCCUGUGCUCUGUGUGCAGCCCCCAAGGACCAGAGGAGAGUGGAGAACAGAGUGGUGGGAGCAGCCUCAGGCCCAAAGGAAACAGCCCUUCCAGGAUCCUCAGUGGGCAGACCACCUUUGUGCAGAAAUCUCAUCCCAAAGAAGCCUCAUCCUUUUGUUAACAUGGCAGCAGCCAAACCAGCCAUUCAGAAGGCACCCUCAGGCUUCAGGGGCCGCAUCCCCAAGGGGCCCUGGCUUGGGGAGGCCCCAGCAGGCACCUCGGCUUCCAGGAGGGCAGGACCAAUGCCAGUUCCUCUGGCAAGCAAUUCCAAAAAAUCACCGUGCUCUGCAGCUUCUAUGGGAGCCAUGAGGAAACCUGUGGUGACUUCGGUCCCCACAGCUUCUCUGGCCCCUGGAAGCCUCAGGCCUGUGGGACCUGCCCUGUCACAGCCAGAGUCACAAAUUCAGCAAAUUAUAAGAUGCUCCUUGAAGGAGAUUCUAUGGAAAAGAGUUUGUGAAAGUGGCGAUUUAAUCAGGACUGAAAAUGAGGUAGGAAAAACUGCCAUCUGCCUUGAGAAGAUGUUUAACUUGUUCCAAAUUACAUAUCAUCGCUACAGGAGUAAAUACUGCAGCAUCAUGCUCUGCCUCGAGGAUCCUGAAAGUCAGGGACUCUUCCAGCAAGUAGUUCAUGAAGAAAUCUCUCUGGAGGAACUUGUGAGAAUGAAGCCAGAGGAACUGUUGUCUAAAGAGCUCUCCAUGUGGAAAGACAGGCUGACAAAAUCUGCGCAGCAGAAGUCAAUAUCUACUGUCCAAGUGAAGAAAACAGUGCCUUUCCCUGAUGCCCUUAGCAACAUGUUGGAGGAUUCGACAAGUCAGCACUGGGCCCACCUUUUUGAUCUAAACUGUAAAAUAUGUACAGGCCUUGAGUCCCCACGUCCAAAUUUCUUCCUUGGGUUGGUCAUCAGUGAGAAACAGAAACUUUGGCCAGACGCUGGGGAGCUGGACAAGAUGUGGGAGAAGCAGACCCCCCUGGAUGUGCCAGGCUGUCACAGCCUCCCUGCACCCCCACAGCUGAAGAGGAAUCCCCUCAAGAACCAGCUGUGCUCUGCAUCUGAGGGCUCCCCACUGCCUCAGUCCCCACCACCUCUGCUGCCUCUUCCUGAGGCCGCUGUGUUGAAAACACUGUAGUCCCUCCUCCCAGCUGCCACUUGCAGUGUUACCACUCCUGCUACAGCAGAAGCAGCCCCCCAACCCGACAGCCUCAUCUGUCACUUUGAGGCCUUCAGACCCAGCCUCACCACUAUACUUCAUCCUGCAGACUCUCUUUAAAGGGACUUCAUUCCAGGGCCCUCCCCAGGACCCCACAGGCCUAAUUCCAACUCCCCAGUGGGACCAAAAAUCCCAGGCCCAGGAAGGGGCAUCAGGAGCACUGCUCCUUGAUCCCAUUGUUCAGCAAUUUGGCCACUUCACAGACAGUGACCCCCAGGAGGAGGAUGAUGACAGGCCUUAUGACCUAGAGGAAGGGUAUAACAUGCAGCCAGCCUUUGACCCCUGGCUCACCAAGAGGGGGAAGUAGCAUGACUGGGGAAAGGCCCCGGACGCUUUGGAAGAGGCAGCAGUGGCCUAUGACCCGGAAGUUGAGACCUUUCUGGAGGCGGCCAGUGUGAUGGUCACUGAGCUGCCCAAAAUGAUGUGCGCAGAUCUCACGGAGAGGCCCAGAGACCACACCGGAUACUGGCCCCCUCCCGCUUGGGGGCAUCAGAGAAUUCAGGAUGACUUAGUCAUUACUGGCCAAAGGGGAGCUGUUCCCCCAGGAGCAGAGGGCCGUAGACCAGAGUCGAGAAGCCCUUGGCACAAACCAUACCUCAUACUCAGGGCACAGUAGAGACCCCCGGAAGGCCAGGCACCUAGGUGACAGCAGCUGGUAUGAGGCCCUCGCCAGAGCACCACGGUAGUAGGAACAUCUCGUGAGGGGUGGGGGCUCUGAGGGAGGCCCUGCCAGCAGGGAAGACAAAGCCACAUCCAGAAUUCAUGCCCUCCAACACCCUGUGUCUGGCUGCCCUGCCGAGUGAUGCCACAUGGGCUCAGGGGCAAGCUGCUGCUCAGUGAGGGCACAGCAGGUCAGCCAGUAUGGGCGUCCCCUCCAGCAGCGCCUGGACCGCACGUGCUGACCUCCUGAGGGCCAAACAAGAGCCUGCUUGCUCUGUGGCUGGACGUUUGGGCCUCACAUUCACUCUGCAGCCAGGUCCUGGAGGUGACUGGUCCUGUGGAUUUGGUCCCCAUGUGUGGGUUCAGUGCCAAUCAGAUAGACGGGGUAGUCUGGUCCCCUCUAGCCUCAGGCUGGGGCUCAGGAAGCCCCUGCCUAUGAAGAAGGGGCCUCACUGGAUGCCAGGCC
This is a messenger RNA of Heterocephalus glaber (naked mole-rat), 3453 nucleotides long. The record is from RefSeq and is a predicted model, not a curated record. NCBI's taxonomy places the organism in Eukaryota, Metazoa, Chordata, Mammalia, Rodentia, Bathyergidae.